AUGCGGGCGUGCUAGCUCCCUAGGCUAACCAGGAAGUGAAAAGUGACAGCGGCGGUUCAUUGACGUCUCGCCCCCGUCUCCCCUCCUCCUCCGCCCUCACUCCACUACGGACUUCUCUGACACUUUGGAGCACUUCCACCGUCCCCCAGGCGUCACUUUCCACAGCCGUGUUGCGUGUGCUCGCAUGGGCAGCGGAGGAGUAAAGCUUAUCCGCCGAAAAGCACACACGGUCCCCGACGUCAGUCGUGUCUCGUCUCUCCGCUCGCGCGUGAAGUUUGUAAAUUAGCGAAUUGAAGAUGGCGACCAGCUCGGAGCGCAGUCCUCCUCCGUUCCCCGACGCCGGAGACCCCGCGGGCCGAGGCAGCGAUGAAGACGACGGAGACGACCUCUUCAUGAGUGUGAGCAACUCCUCCCUGAGUGAGACGGCGACGGUCAGUGACGAUUUGGUGACUCCGCCCAGUGACGCCACGGCAGACCUAACGAGUGAGCCCAUCAGCAGCGGCUUGGGAUCCAAAACGCCCAGCGACAAUUUGAUGUCGCCUCCCAGCGACGCCAUGAGCGACCCCAUCAGCAGCGGGUCCGAGUCCAAAACGCCCAGCGAGCCCUCCGACGACUUUGACGAUCUGGCGGGCAACUGGAUGACUCCUACCGCCUCCGUCGAGUCCGGAGGUGGAAAGGCAGCAAGUGAAAACCAGCAGCUCAACGACGAGUUUGUUGACAUACUGGGAAACGAAACUGAAGCGCAGACCCAGGACGUGGCGGUUGAGAGCGCGGGAGAAAGUGGGCUCGAUGAGGUCGGUGACGCAAAAGAGGAAGUAAAAGAAACCGCUCUGCUUUUAGAUAUCAGUUCGUCAGCAGAUCUCGCACCACGCCCGCCGAGCAAAAUAGUUGACCCACUGGCGGACCUCUUUGACGAUCCUCCGCCAGCUGCGGCCCAGAAGCAAAGCGCCGCCGCGGACCUGUUUGAAGACGAAGGUGGCGACUUGUUCGCCGACCCGCGACUGAUCAAAACCGCCAAGCCGCCUCAGAAGAGCCUCUUCGGCGAGCCCGACGAGGAUCUGUUCGGCGAGCCGCUGGGCGCCAAGAAGAAGCCCGCUGGGGGCGAGAUACAGGACGAGACCCUGGCAGACAAAUCGGCGAGCCGUCACGGCGGCAAAGUGGGCGAAGCGCCCCCGCCGCAGCCGAACCGCGCCGAAGAAGCCCUCGCCCCCGGCCACUCUGCUCAAAGGACAAACGGAGUCCACGGAGAAGUCGGCACUGAUAUCUUUGCAGAAGCCACAGUGGAGCUCUCCCUAGACAGUCCGCAAAGCGAAAGGAAGAAGGAGGCGGCCGCUCCCGCCACCGGCGCCGCAGCUGGCGGCAAACCUUCCACGUCGGCUCCGGCCGCGUCGAGCACUGCCAAGCAACCGACGGCUGCGCUGGAGGAACUGGAAGAAGAGGACGAGUCCGAGGUGGAAGACAAAUUUGACAUCACCGUCUCCAUUACCGACCCAGAAAAAAUAGGGGACGGCAUGACCGCCUACAUGGCCUACAAAGUGUCCACUCAGACCACACUCGGCAUGUUCCGCAACAAGACGUUCACGGUGCGCCGACGCUUCAGCGACUUCCUGGGCCUGUACGAGAAGCUCUCGGAGAAGCACGGCCCCAACGGCUUCAUCGUGCCCCCACCGCCGGAGAAGAGCAUCCUCGGUAUGACCAAGGUGAAGGUGGGGAAAGAGGACUCGUCGUCGGCGGACUUUGUCGAGAGGAGGAGAGGCGCCCUGGAGAGGUACCUUCAGAGGGUGGUCACUCACCCCUCGCUUCUCCAAGACCCCGACGUGCGAGAGUUCCUGGAGAGAGACGAGUUGCCCCGCGCGGUGAGCACGCAGGCCCUGAGCGGCGCCGGCUUCCUGAAAAUGAUCAACAAGGCGACCGACGCCGUCAGCAAAAUGACCAUCAAGAUGAACGAGUCGGACGUGUGGUUUGAGGAAAAGCUGCAGGAGGUGGAGUCUGCAGACCAACAGUUCAGGAAGCUCCACGCGCUGGUGGAGUCGCUGGUCCUUCACAGGAAAGAGCUUUCCACGAACACGGCGAGCUUCGCCAAGAGCGCCGCCAUGCUCGGCAGCGCCGAGGACAACACGGCGCUGUCCCGGGCCCUCUCGCAGUUGGCCGAGGUCGAGGACAAGAUGGAGCAGCUGCACCAGCAGCAGGCGGCCAACGACACUUUCGGCUUCGCCGAGCUCAUCGCCGAUUUCAUCCGACUGCUCGGUGCCGUCAGGGGCUCGUUCGACCAUCGCAUGAAGGCGUGGCAGCGCUGGCAGGACGCGCAGAGCACGCUGCAGAAGAAGCGCGAGGCCGAGGCCAAACUCCAGUGGGCCAACAAGCCCGACAAGCUGCAGCUGGCCAAAGAGGAGAUCGCCGAGUGGGAGGCCAAAGUGACGCAGUUCGAGCGAGACUUUGACCGAGUGUCGGCCACCGUGCGCAGGGAAGUGCUGCGAUUCGAGAAAGAAAAAGCCAGGAACUUCAAACGGCAGAUCAUCAAAUAUCUGGAGAAUCUGCUCAAGUCUCAGCAGCAGCUGAUCAAGUACUGGGAGGCCUUCUUACCCGAGGCCAAAGCCAUCGCCUGAGUUGGGGGGCACCGCUCGCCUUCUGCCUUUUUCUUCUCUUUUUUACUUUCUUUUUCUUUUGGCUCAAACUCGACCGCCCGCCUUUCAAACCAACGAAGGGCGCGUGGCGUCGUCAAAGAGAGUUUACAAUCAACUCGCUUCUCGCUUUCUGAUCGACCCUCUUUCGAACAGUCUCGUCCGCCGUUACGUAACCCUCCCAGCGCACGUGUUUUUUUUUAGAGAGCGGCGCUUUUCUCCACCUUUUGUUGUUUACGGUGCGUCGGGGUGAAAGUGGCUCAAAAGGGAUUCAAGACAACAUGUCGUCUGGAUUAAAAAUCCAGAUCUGUUUUGCUUCAGUGAGUGAUGCUGCGAUGGGGGAAGGGCGGCAUUAGAACGCGCCGAAUGCAUCUUGCGUCAUGUACAAAAAAAAAAAAAAUAAUCAAUCAAUCCAAAUGACUUGACAUUUCUGUGCCUUCUGCCGAGGAGCGACGGGCGAGAUACCGGCGUCCAUCAAUGACGAAACUUGUUUAGUUUAGUGCAUGUCUAUUCUUCUCAUCGACUGUACGAAAGAGUAUUUGGAGUACGCGACAAAUCGGAUGGUGCAAAAUUGACGAUCGUUCCCGGUUAAUAAUCACAUCACCCUACCGGCAAACAAAUUGAAAUGACAAUCGAUCGUAACGUUUACGUUGAUUCAUUAUUUUUAUUUGCUUUGCUUUGCUAGCAGCUAAAUUUCCAAAAUUUAAAAAAAAAAACACACACACUUUCUCUGCAUUUGUUUGAUUAUUCAGAUGGCACUAAAAAGUCAAAAAAUUUCACCACUAAUAUCAGACCGGUUUAUGAUGAAACAAGCCCCCCCAAAAGGAACAGUUUUACUUGUUUGAAAAAAGAAAAAGUAAUUUACAAUUUGUUUUGAAUUAAAAAAAAAAAAGUCCGGUAAAUUUCAUCUUCUCUACUAGCAGCAAACCUUCCGAACAAAAAAAUGUGUACAAUAUGUUUUGUUCUAUUAUUCUUAUGACACACACACAAAAAAAAAAAAACAAUCAAACAAAAAAAGGAUAACUUGUCAGACUCACAAAGGGUUGACCCAACAAAAGUCCUUGCUAUUCAUUUGUUCUCUUAAUGAGGUUGCACUAACGCAGAAAAGUUGAUGAGUCGUUAGUUGCCCCCCCCCCCAUAAAAAUGCACAUUCCUGGUUGACGAUGACAAAAACCCGUCAGAAGUAACAAUUUCACUCGCAAGUAUUUGACUCAUUGAUCGUAAAGUUUGUGUGUGUGUGUGUGUGUGUGUGUGUGUGUGUGUGUGCGCGAAUUUCACCUGCUUUCUUAACAAGCAAAAACGGUGUGAGGAAAAAGUUCUGUUUUUCUGCGCUUUUUCUGUUGACACGAAAAGCCAAGCUUUGCAACGAAUUGUUCCGAACAAUGUUGGAUGAUGACAGAAUGAAUGCAACAAAAGUCACAAGAUAACGUGCAAGAAAAUAGAAAUGGCACAAUUAAAAAUAAAAUGUUCAUAAUCUUUACUUGCGGAAUUACCAGAAUGUCCUGUCAGCAAACGUUACAAAAAAGUUUUUCAGAUUCAAAGUUACUGAUUGGACAACACGACAGAGCAACACAAUUUCACUGAGUCAAAUGUCCGUCUUUUUUUGUUGUUGUUUUCUUGCUGCAAUUAUUACAAAGAACAAACUUUUUUUUUUUUGGUUUGUUUUUGCGGUAUUUCCUUUGUCGACUGUAUUUGGAUUGUACACAAAAAAAAUCUGAUAGAAGUCAUACCAAAAUUUACAAUGUAAUUGUUGCAAAUGUUCUAUAUAUCACGCCCCGCUCAUCAAUAGCAAUUACAAAUUAACCCAUUUAGCAUAAAUGUAAAAAAAAAAUACUUGUAAAGUACAUUAUUUUGUAUGAUUUUUCUUGUCAGAUGCAGUCUUUAUUUUACUGUAUUUUAUAUACUUUGUCUUAUUGCGUUUUUCUUUUUCUCCUCUUGUAAAAUGAGAAUAUGACUGUUGUUUAUCACUUGUCUUUUUUUUUUUUUCCAUAUAGCGCAUUACUGCCCAAUAAUUUUGAUAAGGCUCAUCGUGGCCCAAAUAUUCCUUGGUACUUUUUACUGUUGGACAAUAGAACAAGCAUGACCCCCCCUUUUAAAAGCAAGAUAAGUGACGUGACAAAAUAUUGUAGGAAUCCUGCUGCACAAUGAAGUGUGUGUCCUGGCUAAUUUCUACAAACAGCCUGACACUAAAAAUAUCUCAAGAAAUGCGUGCGUGUGUCGAAAUGCAUCUCUCAAAUGUUCUUUGACAAGUCUCACGAAUGGUAAAUUGAGUCGCGCGCCAGGUCGAGAAGUCGAGCGAAGAAAGUGUUUUCGUAGCUUUGAUUUUUUUCACAUGCGAUGAGGAAAACGAUGCUGCGCACUUCCUUUAUGAGAACAUUUCACGUUGGAUUAAAUGGCGGUCAUUUUUCGCAGAGGCCCUCGCUGAAUGCAAUGUGAGAUUGGAUCAAUGUGUUGAGGAAAAAAAACAAAGUCACCAGUGUGCACCCGUGUCACGGAAAUUUUCUUGGAGAAGAAAUCAAAUAAACGUUGCACUGUUUACACUUG
This is a messenger RNA of Hippocampus comes (tiger tail seahorse), 5165 nucleotides long. It is a transcript of the gene snx1a, whose product is annotated as sorting nexin 1a. Bases 297 to 2606 code for a protein of 769 amino acids. Gene Ontology annotation, biological process: intracellular protein transport; early endosome to Golgi transport. Lineage: Eukaryota; Metazoa; Chordata; Actinopteri; Syngnathiformes; Syngnathidae. Gene Ontology annotation, molecular function: phosphatidylinositol binding. The record is from RefSeq and is a predicted model, not a curated record. The transcript has 15 exons. Gene Ontology annotation, cellular component: endosome; endosome membrane.